Lampris incognitus (smalleye Pacific opah) is the source of this 2706-nucleotide messenger RNA. RefSeq names its product stromal cell derived factor 4 (gene sdf4). Gene Ontology annotation, molecular function: calcium ion binding. The record is from RefSeq and is a predicted model, not a curated record. The transcript is spliced from 7 exons. Gene Ontology annotation, biological process: calcium-ion regulated exocytosis. Gene Ontology annotation, cellular component: endoplasmic reticulum. Lineage: Eukaryota; Metazoa; Chordata; Actinopteri; Lampriformes; Lampridae. Bases 250 to 1323 code for a protein of 357 amino acids.
AUGGCAGGACGGCAGGGAAACGGUCAUCCAUGACUCCCACCUGUUGUUGUUUGACCAACGGAGGUCAAACGCGUCUUGCUCCUCAAGUCCACGUUUACAGGAAGUACAUUCCGCACUCGUUUGUUUGGUUUUGACGCAUGACGUGACGCGUCGCGACACGCCAGCUAGCCACCUUCACACCCUUACAUCGGUUAUAUUUGCGUAUCCAAAGUGACAGCUUUCCUUAGGUAGACUUUGUAAGCCAUAAACAUGGCUAAUUCAAUGCGACCCUGGUGUAGACAGCUCCAGGCUGUGUCCUUGAUGAUGUAUGUCCUGUUCCACACCAUGGAUGUUCAUGCACGGCCAGCCAACAUGUCAGCCUUAAAAGAGAAGAACCCAACCAGCAAGGAUGAAAAUGAGAUUCUACCCCCGGACCACUUGAAUGGAGUAAAAAUGGAGCUGGAUGGCCACCUCAACAAAGACUUCCACCAGGAGGUGUUCCUAGGUAAAGAGAUUGAGGAGUUUGAGGAAGACUCAGAACCACGGAGGAACCGGAAGAAGCUAAUUGACAUUUUCAGCAAAGUUGAUUUCAACAAAGACAGAAGUGUAAGUGCUAAGGAAAUGCAACGCUGGAUUAUGGAGAAAACAGAGGAACAUUUCCAAGAGGCUGUGAGGGAGAACAAGUUGAGUUUUCAUGCUGUUGACCCAGAUGGAGACGGCCAUGUGACUUGGGAUGAAUACCGAAUCAAGUUUCUGGCCAGCAAAGGAUUCAAUGAGAAAGAAGUUGCAGAAAAGAUCAAGAACAAUGAAGAUCUAAAAGUGGACGAAGAAACUCAGGAAGUUUUAGAAAGCCUGAAAGACCGCUGGUUUCAGGCUGACAAUCCCCCAGCUGACCAACUGCUGAAUGAACAGGAGUUCCUCUCCUUCCUCCAUCCUGAGCACAGCCGAGGGAUGCUCAAAUACAUGGUGAAGGAGAUUGUUCGUGACCUGGACCAGGACGGUGAUAAGGAACUGACACUGUCUGAGUUCAUCUCUUUACCCAUGGGCACUGUGGAGAACCAGCAGGCUCAGGAUAUUGAUGAUGACUGGGUCCGAGAGAGGAAGAAGGAGUUUGAGGAAGUCAUCGAUGCAAAUCAUAAUGGCAUUGUCACAAUGGAGGAACUGGAGGAAUACAUGGACCCUAUGAAUGAGUAUAAUGCAUUGAACGAGGCCAAGCAGAUGAUAGCGGUGGCCGAUGAGAACCAGAACCGCAACUUGGAGCUGGAGGAGAUUCUUAAAUACAGCGAGUACUUCACAGGCAGCAAGCUCAUGGACUAUGCCAGAAAUGUUCAUGAGGAGUUCUGAGGGCCCAGAUAUCCAUGUAACAGCCUCCAACCCACAAACACACCCACUACCACAAGCUCACUUCAAUACAGGGGGUAGCAUCCCACAUCUGCUUUUGGGAUGAUGGAAGCAAUGGGAUGUUCCAGUGUGCAAUUAUGUAUUAUAAAGCCCCGCUCCACUAGCCUCCUCUGCUGAUUUAAAUCAAGGCUUUUGAAAAUCCGCCCUUCAUAUCUGGACUGCAUUGUCAAAGUUAACCAUCGCCACUCUCUGUUUUCCAUUUGCCAUUGGACUUGCUUUGUACAGAUGGAACGUUUUAGUGAUUUGCUGUGCAUUAAAGGCACUGCAUAAACUCAAAUUCAUUUGUGUUGAUAUAUCAUGAAAUUUCUGUAUAUGAGGAAUUAAACCAGACUAGGUUUUCCCCUCCCGGUAGAAGUAGUAUAGGAAUAAUUUGCACCACUAGUUCAAUUCGCACCACAGGAUCUGUUUUUUUUUGUUUUUUUUUGGUCUGCUGCAAACUCAAUGAUUUUAGCUGCAAUAACUGUAUACAAUGUAAAUACUCAUACGUCCACAUUUAUCUCUGCUUAUGUCAAUAGUACUAAUUGAAGAUAAGGUCAGUGUAAUGCUACUCAGUUUACAGCUGAGGCACAAAUGGUCUUUGACCACAUCCUCCCGUGUUUUAAAAUUUGAUUUUUGUGAUCAGUGGCGUUAAAAUUCCUUGCAAGUUUCCAACCUGAUGGACGUCCUCUGUCCUGCACACAAACUGACUAAACUGUCUGGUGUCUUUGUCAGAUGAUUAAGUAACUGGAACAAGAUGUGUAUAUUUAAACAGCAGUAACACCUCAACAUCUGUCAAUGAGGGAAAUAAUUCCUUCUUACUGUUUCCUCUACCACUUUGCAAAGCAAUGAAAAAUAACAGAUAACAGAUCAUCGGUACCAAGCCAUCUUGGUUAUGUGCUGUGGUAAGAAGGUUUUGUUAAAUCAGAAUUUUGUUUCAAUCAGGUCCAUACUUCAUCUCUAUUCAGGUGUGCACUUUAUUCCAAAAGAGGUUAUUCUCAUUUUAAAGGCUUCCAUACUAUCUCUUCUUUGGAUCAGAGAUGAUGGAUCAAUUACUUGUCAGGGAAGUCCUUUCUUUGAUUGUAUAUUUUCUUUGUUCAUCCAUACAGCCAGACUUGUGCUUUUUUCCCCUAAAUGCUCAGAAAAACUAUAUAAUAUGCAUUCCUCAUAUUGCAAACUGCAUUUCUUGCGCUUUACAAUAUCAUGUGGAAUGCUGUUUCCAUCUUGUUAUAGUCCUUUCCUCUUUGUCCUCUCAAAGAAAAUGUACGAUAAGAUUUAAGAUAUUUGUGACAGCUUUAUAAAAUGUAAUGCAGAUUUACUUGUAAACAAUAAAUAUUUCAUAUCAAUCAU